AAUGUUUACAAAAUAAAGCGUUGUAACAGUUAAUAAAAGUUUGCAAGAAAAAUUGCAAAAAUUCAAAUGUUCCUGUAAUUCUAGAAACUACAAACUAGUCAACAUUUCAUGUAAAUAUAUGAAACAGUGGCUGCAUUUUGCCUUUCUGUGAUGAAUUAUUUUAAAAGUUACAAUUCACAAUAUGUGGAUUACUCGCUUUAAGUAAGUCUUCAUUAUGAUAAACCCAUUUUAAAAAUAUGUUUUCAGGGACAUUUGAUGUGCACGUGUGCAACUUGUGCCCCCCACAUCCAUCAAGGUCAACAAGGCUCUUGGACCAUGACCAUGUUGGAAACUUGGUGGAGUCAUUCCAAGGGAAUGGAUGUGGCCAACUGGUGAUGAUGAUUGGAAUGGUUUCACCAGGAACAGACCUUAGCCGUCUCCGUGAACCGGGUGAAGCGAUGAUAGAGGUUCUUGGUGGGAACCACACCCGUGAGGCUCUCCAGGCUCUGGAGAAGAAAGGGGCACUGGAUGUGGAACAUGUGAAAGUCAGGUUGUACAGGUCCUUACCACAGACUUCUGCUUUGGCCCUUGGCUUCCAGCACAACUAUCUGUUGCAUGAAAAGAAGAGAGCUGUGACAUUUCUGGAAAAGGUGAAGUUGAUGAGGGAUUGUCGACUUGACAACAAAUCAGAAACAGAAUGGAAAGACAUGCUUGUCAUUGUUUUUAGACUUAAGGAUAGAAGAACUCUUCAACAGCAGAUGACACACCAUUUGCUGAUGGCCAAGCUGCCAAUGAAGAUUUGGACCAUGAUUAUGAAAUUUGGUGAUGUCCCAGAAAAAUUCUAUAGAAAUCUAAUGAGGUUAGAUGACGAAAGCCUGCUGGAGACCUGCCUUGAGGUAUUACUCACUGAAGGGCCAGGGAAAUUUAGGUUGAAAGUGAAAGAAUAUAUUGAUAUGGGACACACCAGGUCCAAGAGGAAAACAAAAAAGGUGUCCAGUAGCACUCCUAACACUCCGGCUCUAUCAGAUGACAACAUUGUCACAGAAAUGGAAGUUGAUUCAAAUCCUACAGAUAUGGCAAGACCUGCAAAGUGAAGUAUCAUGUCGACAAUGGUAUUUCAAAGUUGGCCAGAUCCUGGAUAAGAAAGACUUAAAGUGGACUUUCACACCAGUGUACACCAGUGUUUCAGAUGAUUUUGCCCAUUCCAACAUAACUCAUUUGACAGUAGCCCGCCCGCUUAGCUCAGUAGGUAGAGCGUUGGUCUACGGAUCGCGGGGUCGUGAGUUCGAUCCUCGGGCGGGGCGUAUGUUCUCCGUGACUAUUUGAUAAACGACAUUGUGUCUGAAAUCAUUAGUCCUCCACCUCUGAUUCAUGUGGGGAAGUUGGCAGUUACUUGUGGAGAACAGGUUAGUACUGGUACAGAAUCCAGGAACACUGGUUAGGUUAACUGCCCGCCGUUACAUGACUGAAAUACUGUUGAAAAACAGCGUUAAACCCAAAACAAACAAAAAAACAAACAAACAUUUGACAGUAUCCCCUAUGCUGAAUGACUUGCAGGCUAAAAUGAUGUCAUUUUUGUUAUGUUAAUUUUCUGUUUUUUAUUUAAUGCGCUAGCAUAAGAAAAAGUGCUAUGAGGAAAGUAUUUCUUUUAGACUUUAUUUAAGUGAUGCAUGAAAAAUUAUCUACCACUAGUUGUUUAUGCAGACUUAAAUAUCUGGGGCACUUGGGGAAUUAAUUAUAUUGGUAAGUCAGACAAGCCUUGUUACCACCAAAACAAGUUACACUGGAACAGGUUAUUCUGAUCUGCAUCUACAACCAGUGGCAGAUUUUAUAGUCUGUAAUUCAUUAAAUGAUAUCCUAAAACUGAUUGAGUGAUAUCUCAAAAUCGAUGCAUUAUAUGAGAUCCUUAAUUUGAUGAUAUAGUUAUUCAUUUUAUGAUAUCCAAAAACCAAUAAUGGAUAUCAUAAAAUAGAAUUAAAGAUAUGAUUAAAUGGAAUUAAGGAUAUCAUAAAAAUCUGAUUUUAGAAUCUCCAAUAAAUGAAUUACAGAUAUGUAUAAAACAUUUUGUGAUAUAUCUAUAUGCAUUUAAUGAUAUACAAAAAUGAUAAAUGCUAUUGUUAAAUGAAUUUGUGACAUCCAUGAAUGAAUUAAGAAUAGAUUACUUAUAACUGAAUUUAGGAUAUUACACUUAAAUAGUGAACAAAGAGUAAAAUGGCAUUCCGUAGUAUUUUGUAUUUUAUGUAGUGGACAAUCAAAUUUGCAUUCGAUUAAAUUAUAUUGCACCAAAUUCUGUUUAUUUAUUUUAUUUAUUUAUUGUUUAUGUUGAAAUGUAUAUAUGUUUAUUUAUUUCUUGAUGUGAUUUUAAAGUGUGAAAAGUGAUGUUUGAGAGAAUGAUCAAUUUCUAGUAAAUGCUGUAAACAAAUAUGUAUUGAUACUCAUAUUUAAAUGAUGCAUGAAAAAUUAUCUACCACUAGUUGUUGAUGCAGACUUAAAUAUCUGGGGCACUUGGGGAAUUAAUUAUAUUGGUAAGUCAGACAAGCCUUGUUACCACCAAAACAAGUUACACUGGAACAGGUUAUUCUGAUCUGCAUCUACAACCAGUGGCAGAUUUUAUAGUCUGUAAUUCAUUAAAUGAUAUCCUAAAACUGAUUGAGUGAUAUCUCAAAAUCGAUGCAUUAUAUGAGAUCCUUAAUUUGAUGAUAUAGUUAUUCAUUUUAUGAUAUC
Messenger RNA from Mercenaria mercenaria, 2703 nucleotides. RefSeq lists its product as uncharacterized. Bases 237 to 1073 code for a protein of 278 amino acids. The record is from RefSeq and is a predicted model, not a curated record. The transcript has 5 exons. NCBI's taxonomy places the organism in Eukaryota, Metazoa, Mollusca, Bivalvia, Venerida, Veneridae.